Molecule: messenger RNA, 3075 nt
Organism: Prunus armeniaca (apricot)
Lineage: Eukaryota; Viridiplantae; Streptophyta; Magnoliopsida; Rosales; Rosaceae
Source: the annotation of a GenBank genome assembly
AUGUCUUCCCCGAAAUCCCGUGCUCAGUCUUCCUCUGUUCCAGCUCUUCCAGACUAUGUUACUGGGGCUGGAAUCGAUAGUCAUGCGAUAGAGGUUAGGAGCAAGCUCCAUCCUUUUGCCCAGAAAAACCUGGAUGAAAAUGUCCUCCAUUUAUUUGAAAACACCUUGGUGCUGGGGCCUCACUGGUUUGGCCCCGUUCCUCCCGAGAUGGCGGAGUUGAUGAAGAAGGAUGCUGAGGCCCCGCUAUGUUUCGAGAGCUCUUCUGCCCUGGCUUCUCAUUCUUGGGUCAGCAAGAAUUUGAGUCGUUCGUUCCCAUCCAGUGAGGUGAGAAAUAGUCCAAUCAAGUGGGCUGAUUGGAUUGACAGACUUCUUCCUCGAUUUGGGGCUCACUGGAAGCGGGCUGGAAUCCAUGACGCCAUUCUCCUAUCCAGGCAAUCUAUCAACAGGGAUGAGAAUCUGCUUGCUGCUGCUUUGUGCUUCUGGAACUCUGCCAGUAACACUUUUGAUUUCCGUAUAGGCCCCAUGGCUCCCACUCUGCUGGAUAUGGCCCAGAUUUUUGGUUUUAGGCCUCACGGAAGACCUGUUGAUGCCAUUGGUGAUUAUCACAGGAAGAAGGACCAGCAGAAGCUAGCCAAGCCAUUCACUAUUUCCCCAGCCUUGAUCAACCAGAAUUGCUCCUUCUCCAACUAUCUUAGAAAAUUUAGUGCUGAGAAGGACAAAGAUCAGCAGCAUAUGUUGUUUCUCCUGUAUUGGCUGAACAGGUUUAUUCUGCCCAAUCGUUCUUCUGCAGUUCUGCUUGAGUACAGACAUCUGGCAGAAGCUCUGCAUAAUCACACUGAUGUUGGCCUUGGACCUACAGUUCUGGCCCAUCUGUUCAAGAACCUGCAUACCGCUACUCUGGAGUAUCCGCUGAAUCUGUCUGCUCCUGGUGCCUUCUGGAUGAUUCAGAUCUGGCUGCAGGUCUAUUUUCCUGAGUUAAGGUAUCCAGACAUAGUUCUGCCUGAGAACCAAGUUCUGGCUCAACCGUUGCUGUCAGCAGAAGUCCCCAAGCGGUCAAUUGGUGAAUACCUGAUGAUGUUCAGGCAUUGCACCAAGAGGUCUGCAGCGCAGUGGCAGAUGGUGAUUAGGAGGACCUAUCCUUGGUUUCAGCCUGGACAUCGUCUGUUUGAGAAAGAGCCAAAAGAAGAAUCCGCCAGAACUGAUUUUAGGAAGAAGUUCUUGAGUGUGACCUUACCCAGGGAUCUGCCUCAUGGAGGGGGAAAGCCUCCAAAUUAUCAUUUGGGGGCGGAAGUCUACCAUCCCAACUUCUGUGCAAGGCAGCUUGGCUGUCCUCAGCUCAUACCCCUCAAGUCAUACAGAAGCUGCAAUCGGGGUUCUGUGGAGUUUGAUGCUUGGUGGAAAGCCAGAUUCCGUGAUCUGCCUGCUUCUAGCACCGCACUUCAAGUCCUUUUUAAAGGCUGGGACAAUUGGAAUGUCCAUUCAGACGACGAGACUCACAGAUUCAUGGUGCAGACCAUCAAAGACAUCAACAUGCAAAUUAUAGAAGAUCCUUCUCUGACAAAGAAUAUAGGCAGUCAACCAGCCCGAAGCGGAGAGGUGUUUGUCAAUUCUGUCAUUGCUGCUGGAGAUCUGGAGUUGCCCUCCGGGGAUGGAGAGGAGGAAGAAGAAGAGGGAGAUCAGGCAGAACAGACUCCUGUUGAGGCCACUUCUCCCGUCAGAAGGAAAAGAAAAGAAACUGCCCAGUCUGCGGCUCCAGUUGGAGGUCCCUCUCCUCCUCUUACUAAGUCAAAAAGACUUAGAAAGAAGAUUGCAGAAGAAUACGUGGCCCCGGAGGGAACUGGGGCAGUUCCUACCACCACUUCCGGCACGGAUGAUGAUCUGAGAGAGGCUUUCGAAGCUGUGGAGCAAGAAAGGGAGCUGGAAGAGCUGGAAAAGGUAGGAGAGGAGCCCCAGGAGAAGGCCAAGUCAGUGGAGGAGGAGGAGGAAAUUCCUGCUGAGGUGAUAGCGGAGAGCAUUGCCUUGGCUCGGAAGCAGCAGGAAGAUAUAGGGGCAGGGCUGACCAACUCAGAGAGGCAGAAACAUUCCACUGCCGCUCCAGCAGCUGAGGACCAAGUGGAACAAUCCGGAUCGGAGCCUGGGGAUCAGGCAGAACAAGUGGUUCCUACUCCUGAAAUUGUAGCAGGAGUGGCUGCUGUCGUUCCUGGGUUUGUGGUGAGUUCUGUCCUUAUUCUGUCGUUUCUCAUUUCGUUCUGUCCCUUGGUCCCUUCUGACCCUCGAAUCUUUACAGGUGGAAGCACAAAGAACUGCUGGGACUUUGGCGGUGAGGACCACCCCCUUACAGCCUCGAUUGUUGCAAUGCCUAUUCAUUCUCUUGCAGGUUCAUCUGCCACGACUUCUUUUGCUGACCCGGAGCUGGCAGAAUUUGAAGCCAGGGACCUAGAUGCCCAGCUGGAUAGGUUGGAAAAACUCAGCUCUCCUGUUGGUAAGACAAAGUCCAGGGCAGUGGAAGAAGCAAUGGAGAGACUGAAGAUCUGGCAGUCUGCUGAAUUGGAGCUGGAUGAGGAUAGAGAGGCCUUUGAUCAGUUGAUGAAGGAUCUGGAUUUGCUGCAUAGACAGAACAUGGCCCCAAGACCCAUUCUUGAGAUGAGUCUUGUCUUGGCAAGGGACGUGCUCAACCUUCACGAUCGUUAUGAAGACCUGAAGCCUACCUUCGAAACCUCUGAGUUCUGCAAGGCCACUCAUGAAGCCAACUUGGCUGAUUUUGCAAAGCAGAAGGCAGAACUGGACCAGAUGGUUGCGGGGUAUAAAGAAGCCAAAGCUGCUGGGGAUAAAUUGGAAAAAGAGAUUGCAGAACUUCAAAAGCAGCUGGCAGAGCGUCGGGAAGUGCAGCACAGGCUCGGGGCUGGAUUGAGUUCUAAGACCAAGGCUACUUUCCUUGUGCAGAACAUGGUUGCAGCUUCUAGGCCUGCCCUGGAGAUUGCAGAAGCUUCAAUUCAUCAGGGUGUGCUGCUCCAAAAGGAACUUUCUACCAAGAAGACUAACCUGCAGGAGACUCUUAGAAAACUAGGAUUUUAA